Molecule: messenger RNA, 2178 nt
Organism: Corylus avellana
Lineage: Eukaryota; Viridiplantae; Streptophyta; Magnoliopsida; Fagales; Betulaceae
Biological process (GO): telomere maintenance; DNA repair
Molecular function (GO): DNA helicase activity
Source: RefSeq, a predicted model, not a curated record
AUGGAGAAUGGGAGACGUUCACAACAUAAACGACGUAAAACAAAUCAAGGAGUUAUUAGUGUGGAUAACGGAAGUGGCUCUAGCGAAGUUAGGGAUGUCAACUGCGUUCAACCAACAUAUUCAACUGGUCAAAAUAUGACAGAAGGUGGAUGCAGCUAUGGUUCAGGCACAGAAGAUAUUACAAGGAAAUUUGUUGAACCUUGGAAUUUUGGUGAACCAUCAUGUGUAUGUGAAUAUUGUGGUGCAAUAGUAUGGUAUGAAGAAAGAACAACAAAAUCUAGGAAGCCUCCUAAUCCUAAAUUUUCUCUAUGUUGUAUGGAAGGUCAAGUCAAGUUGCCUUUGCUUAAGAAACCACCUAUUAUUCUUGAAGACUUGCUAAAUCCUGCUGGUGGGCAGCGUUCAAAAAACUUUAAGGCACAAAUAAGAAGUUAUAAUUCUAUGUUUGCUAUGACAUCAAUGGGUGGGAAUGUGGAUAAUAGUAUUAACGAUGGAAGAGGUCGUUAUAUUUUUCGCCUUAAUGGUCAAAACCACCAUAGAAUUGGAUCAUUACUCCCAGGUGACGGCUUGAACCCGCGUUUUGCGCAAUUAUAUUUUUACGACACUGAAAAUGAAGUUCCAAAUAGAAUGAAUUCCUUGAAUCGCUCUGACAAUAACCUUGACCGAUCUAUUGUUGAUGUCCUGGUCCAAAUGUUAGAUGAAUCAAAUGUAUUGGUGAAGAUCUUUCGUAUGGCUAGAGAUCGUUUUAGAGAAGAUAAUGUCCACCACUUAAGAUUACGUAUUAUUGAAUCACGAUCAACCGAUGGAAGAGAGCACAAUCUUCCCACAUGUUCUGAAAUUGCUGCAAUUAUCGUCGGUGACAUUGGUGUUGAGAAUGCACACCGUGAUGUUAUUGUGGAUUAUAAAGAAGGUGGAUUACAGAGGAUCAACGAGUUGCAUCCAUCGUAUAUGGCAUUGCAGUAUCCUCUUCUAUUUCCAUAUGGAGAGGAUGGAUUUAGGCUUGGCAUUUUACAUAGAAGUGUUAACGGAACUAGACAUAACACAAACAGUUAUGUAACAAUGAGGGAGUACUAUGCAUACCGGUUGCAAGAACGUCAAGGUGAAGGAAAUACUUUGAUAUAUGGUGGCCGCUUAUUUCAGCAGUUUGUUGUUGAUGCAUACACAUGUAUUGAAGGAAUGCAGCUUAUGUGGGUAAGACGUAACCAAAGUGCAUUGAGGAUUGAAUUGUAUAGUGGUCUGAGGGAUGCAGUUAUGAGAGGCGAUACCACCCCUGCAUCUAUUGGGAAAAGAAUUGUUUUGCCUUCGACUUUUACGGGAAGCCCAAGAUAUAUGAUUGAGAAUUAUCAAGAUGCAAUGGCAAUUUGUAGAUGGGCAGGCUAUCCUGAUUUAUUUAUUACUUUCACUUGCAAUGCGAAAUGGCCGGAAAUUGAAAGCUUUCUAUCUAUGAAUCCUGGUCAGAAACCUGAGGAUCGACCUGAUAUACUUGCAAGAGUCUUUAAGAUCAAGCUCGAUCAGCUAUUAUAUGACUUAAAGCAUGGACGACACUUUGGGAGAUUACUGGCUGUUGUCUACACUAUUGAAUACCAAAAGAGAGGAUUGCCUCAUGCUCAUAUAUUGCUUUUUCUACAUCCCGAGGACAAACAUCCAACACCAGUAGAAAUAGAUAGGAUAAUCUCCGCAGAAGUGCCAGAUUUGAACAAAGAUCCUCAAGCUUAUGAUGUUGUCAAACAAUUUAUGGUACAUGGUCCUUGCGGCUCUAUAAAUCCAAAAUCAAGUUGUAUGAUUGGCAACAAAUGUAGCAAGCAUUUUCCAAAGAGAUUUUACUCUGAAACUACAGUUGAUGAAGAUGGCUUUCCAGUGUAUAAAAGGAGGAACAAUGGAAGAUUUGUUGAAAAAAAUGGUGUCAAACUUGACAAUCGAUUUAUAGUUCCUCACAAUAUUGACUUAUUGGUAAAAUAUCAGUCACAUAUAAAUGUUGAGUGGUGUAAUCGUUCAAGGUCUAUCAAGUACUUAUUCAAAUAUAUAAAUAAAGGACCUGAUCGUGCAACUCUAAUUCUUGAAGAAAAUCUACACGUCGAUGGAUCUACUGGAAUACAACAUGUGAUAGAUAUUGAUGAAAUAAAAGCAUAUUUAGAUUGCAGAUAUGUGUCGGCUAUAGAGGCAUGUUGGAGAAUCUUUUAG